Messenger RNA from Nerophis lumbriciformis (worm pipefish), 3135 nucleotides. The record is from RefSeq and is a predicted model, not a curated record. NCBI's taxonomy places the organism in Eukaryota, Metazoa, Chordata, Actinopteri, Syngnathiformes, Syngnathidae.
AUGAUGGAGACUUCUGAAACAAAGUCAGAUAAUAGGAUUGAGAUCAAAAUAACUAUAGCUCGUGCAACCAACAUGCAUGGAAAAAAGGCAGGAACUGUCCAAAGUUUUCUUCGAAUGGAUAUCAAUGGUACGAUGGUAGGAGAGUCUGAAAAACGUACGGUCGACCCUGCGGCCCAGUACAUUGAGUAUGACUUCACCCACAAAUUUAAAUGCUAUAAUGAAGCGCUGGCUCUCAAUGAUAUCCUGCAUAAACCAGUCGUAGUGACGUUAACAGAGCUUGUUCCUGAGAAGAAAAAGGUGGAGGCAAAGUCAAUAGUUCUGGGUGAGGCAGUGAUCGACCUGAUGCCUUUACUGCAAGGUGUAUGCAGCUUCACAUCCACACCUACACUGCAUGCAGUAAACGGUGCUACAGAAAAGGUCUCCACCCCACCCCUCGUUACCAAGCAUCCGGUUUUGGAUGUUUGUGUCAGUGCAUCAGCUCCAUUACUGACCGAAGAACAACUUGCAUCUUCCAACCUGAUGAAGGUGUCUUUGGAGACACUUUAUUCACUUCCUGACACAUUUAAUCAAGGUUUUGGGCCAACAGCCCCUCCAUACAUAUGCACUGCAAUAAUGGAGGUCCCAUGUACCGCAGAGAAGGACCAGCUAAUGUUGUUUAGUGAAGGACAACUCAAGGCAGGGGGGCACAGGGAAGACAAUGACCGACAAAGGAAGAGGCCACAUCAUGCCCUCCUGAGCCCUGGGAAUCAAUUCCUGCCAGAUGCUUUUUUCCACUCUCAACCCAUUGAUCAAGAAGAUGGCGAGCUUACUGGUAUAGAGGACUGCGAGUUCCGUAAUGAAGCUGAGACCAUGCUGAACAGAGUGAGCUGGGACAUAGAAAUGCCCUGUUUUCUGGAUGCAGAUGGAGUUACCAGGCUCCGUCAGAAAAUCACAGAGAGCAGAUACUGGCCACUUGAGAUCAUGAAGUCAACGCUUGCCAAUGAAAAGUCAGGUGCAGCUCCCAAGGGGCAAACAGAGGAGGAACCACAUGUCCCCUCCCAUGGUGUGGCCUUUAUUGACAUGGGCCGCUUACUUUAUCCAGGAGUUACCCAUAUCCGUGGGGCAUAUACUAUUCAACCUUAUUCGAGCACAUUAUUGCUCAACAAGACCAGGAGAAAUGUCAGUUUGUUAAAAGAACAAUUAAAGCCAGGAAGCAGUAAAGACCGUUCUGGUGCAGGUGCAGCUAGUUCUGCAAAGCCCAAUGCGGGAAAGGCCAAAGAUGGCAAGGGGCAUGUUAAGGGGACUGGCAAUCAAAAUGGAACUGAUUCUAACGGCUCUGAUCACAUUCCUCCAGACAGAAAAGCAUAUUUGGACUUCAGGACAUACAUUAUCAUUGAAAUCACAUUAACAAAUGCACUCAUACCCAAAACGUCAACAGAAGAAUUGGCAAAAAGGGUGAAAGCACUGAUCCCCCCAAGACCUCCAUCAACUGGAGGACCGAACAAAGCUGAAAAAGCAGUACUGAACUUUCACAAGCAGGUGAUCAAUGUGGUGAAACAUAUUUUGGAGCAGUAUGAGGAGUUGUUUGGAACGAGACUCAAACUGCCCAAUGACUGUAAUCGAGAGCAAAUGAUGGCUCAGCUGAUGGGAGCGCUCAAUGUGUCUGGGAGAUAUUUUGCCUUCAAAGAGCAAAUAAAGCCCGCUGUAGUGAAGUUUGUGCGUGACAAGAUGCAGCAGACAGACACAUUUACUGAGCAGCAGGAUCUGCAUGAAUUCGUCAGCAAGCUCUAUGUGGACCUUGUAGAUGAGACGCAUGUUGCUCUCAACAAAAUCUAUUCAAAUGGAAGUGAAGAUGACUCUCCGGAUGAGAUCCAUUUGACUACCUCUCAUCUUAAACAUUUUGCCCGAGAGGCUCAGCUCAUUGGGAAUUAUCCGCUGGCUGUUCAUUAUUACAAAGAGCUGGUCGUCAGACAUCCCCGUGAACCCUCUUACAAGUUUAAUUGGGGAAACCUUUACAUGGAGACCGGAGAUUACAUAAAGGCAAAAAUGUGUUUCCAAGAUGCUGUUGCUGUCCAGCAGGCUCACCAGCCCAGUCUGAUUAUGUGUGGUGUGCUGGCAGCCAUGUUUAAUGAUUUUGAGCAGGCUGAGACUUUCUUGGAGCGAGCUUCCAGCAUGGAGCCUCUGAGUUUGGUGGCCUGGACUUUGCUUGGUUUGGUCCAGGACAGCCAAAACAAAUGCAUCCUAGCUGAAAGGGCAUUCCUGGAAGCCAAAAGCCUUCUGAAAGGAAAGGAAGCAAGCAAUCAGUCCCACAAUACAGAAGAGUCAGAUGUAGAUGAAGAAAACGAGAGGCAGAAGGACCAGGAAGUGGAAAGUCUACCCACAAGCCACUCUUCUAAUAAAAAGCAUAGCGACACUGAGAAUGGUGAAACAGUGCCUAGUGAACCUAAAGAGAAAGUAAUCUCCAAGUCCAUUUACACAGAGACCCUUGAGUUUCUCUUGCACAACCAUGCCCUUGAGAUGGCAGAGCACGCUCUUUCCAAGGAACUGAAUUCAGAUGGCAAUCAUAGUUUUCAUCUGGCUUGUGUGCAGUCACUCAGAGCUGAGUAUUGCAGUGCCAUUGCCACCCUCAGGGAGGCGCUACUUCGGGUAGAGCCGGUAGCAGAUAUGUGGGCUCUGGAUGGUCACUGUCACUACAUGUGUGGCUCAUUUCCUGAGGCCCAGGGGAGUUAUGAACGGAGUCUAGACUUCCCAGAGCAGCCUACAGACACCCACCUUGUUCUUCUCCGCCUGGGAUCCAUCUAUCUCCAGGAGGGAAAGUUUGAGCAAGCUAAAAUGACGUACCUGCUAGCUUGUGAAAGAUCUCCCUCCUGCCUAACCUGGUUAGGCCUCGGUAUCUCCUGUUACCGGCUGGAGGAGCUUUCAUUAGCUGAAGAAGCUUUGACAGAGGCCAACCAUUUGAACAACCAGAAUGCCGAGGUUUGGGCCUACUUGGCGCUUAUAUGCCUCAGGUUUGACAGGCAAGAGGAGGCGACGCUGUUUUACAAAUAUGCUAUCAGGUUCAAUCUGGAGAACAUUUCACUUCACAAGGAGGUAAAAGAGCUGCAGGAUCAAGUCCAAACCCGUCCUCUGGCAUCAUGCUUUGAACCACACUCUUGA